This is a messenger RNA of Brugia malayi, 1140 nucleotides long. RefSeq names its product P40, putative. The record is from RefSeq and is a predicted model, not a curated record. The transcript is spliced from 5 exons. Bases 1 to 1140 code for a protein of 379 amino acids. NCBI's taxonomy places the organism in Eukaryota, Metazoa, Nematoda, Chromadorea, Rhabditida, Onchocercidae.
AUGGGUAAUCCACCAGCACAAGAAGAUACCUGGGCAUUUGGCCCAAUUGGAUCACCGUUUCCGGAUAAUCCGGUUCAUGCAUUAGAUCAACCAAAUCAAUAUGUUGCAUUAUGGUACAAACACGGAAAACCGAUUCAUGGUCGAGCAUGGAAUAACGGCGGAGUACUCGAAUGCUCAUUUCCGUAUAAAAAAGCUGAACUAACUGGUGCUAAAGAUUUAGGAGGACAAAUUCAAAUAUUACAAUACAAAGGUGAUCACAAUUCACUUGGAUUUUGGUACGAAUGGAUUAAAUACAAAGAUCGUUUCGAGAAAACCGAAGAGCGACAAAAGUUGAAAUGUGGCGAUUCAUUGCCAAUCUUCUGGAAAAAUCGUAAAGAUGGUCCACUUAUGGGUUAUUUAGAUGCAACCGAAAUGGCACAUUUUUCGCAUGAUGGUAAGACGGAAAUAUUACAAGGAACUGUACUUGAUGAUAUGUAUAUUAUUGUACGUAACAUCAAAGGUGGACCACCUGGUUGUGAAUGCAAGAAAUGUUAUAUACCACCACCGCCACCACCAAAACCAGAAGAACCACCACCACCACCACCUGGACCACCGCCACCAAGAAUUAUGCGUGAUGAAUGGAUGGAUAUACGUAUGGGUGAUCCAUGGCCAAAACGAAAAUUGGUGCAAGCACUUGGAAAAACAUUAGAUACGGUACCAAAAGAAGAUCCAAAUCAGUAUGUAGCACUAUGGUACCAACAAGGUGAACCAAUUAUGGGUAGAAUAUGGAAAGAUAGCAAUGGAAAAGUUGCAGCAGCAUUUGGCUGGAAUGGACAUGAAUAUCGUGAUAAAGUUGGAUCCUUGCAAGUAUUAGUUGAGCUUGGACAUCACGUGCGUGGCUACGACUAUUCUUGGCAACCAUUCUCGGUAUGCGGUACAUUCGGUGAAAAAGAAUGGCUUCCAGUUUAUGUCGAUUAUAAAGGGAUCAUUUCACCUUGCGUCAUCACAUGGGAAGGAAAACAAAUCCUUGGAAAGGUUGAUAUUCGUAACGAAAGAGCAAGUGCAGCUUUCUCAGGCAAAGAAAAUAUCCUAGUUGGUCCAAAGGUACAACCACAAUUGGUAUUAUGUCGCAAAGCAAGACCAGGAUAUCAUUUCGAAUAA